UGCAUCAUCAUCAUCGGAUGAAGGAACGAAAUCAGAAAAUAGAACAAAAUUUGGGGGUUUAGGGUUCAUCAUCAAUCUGCAAUUUGAAUCUGUCGAGAUAACAACAAAUCAAAUCGAAGAAAAGAAAAGAAAUGGGGAGUCUUGUAAAGGCGUAUUAUUAUUGUCAGCAGCACAAGAGCGGCAGCAGCUUUCAGCUUCACCACCAUUAUUACAGCAGAAGAAGAACUACUUCCAACCUUCAGAACCCUGUUUCCCUCUUCGCCUUCACUUCUCCUUCCAUUUCCUCUUCUUCUUCUUCUUCUUCUUCUGAUCCCCCUUCUCCUUCUCCUUCGUCUUCAUCUGCAUCUCCUCGUCCUAUUAAACACCGAUUCGGCGGCGGCGUAGGCGGCCACUUCAUCAUUCCCUCGAUCGCUGUCGCUGCUUCCGCCUGCUUCUUCCUCCGUCUGCACCUUAACCCUCCUAUCAUCACCUCCUCUCCCCUUGAUGAUUUCCAGCUCCAACUGGAGGAACCAGGUUCUAUCAGAGAGCUCCCUCUCCUCCACCGCAAUCAUCAUUAUCUCCUCAAAGCUCUUCACUUUUACAAAGUCAAGCCAGGUACCGUCCUCAAACUCCUUGACGUUUACGACUCCGAUAGCUACGACUCCUUGAAAGCCCGCAUUCGUCUGUCCGCCGAGUGGUUGGAGACUGCCAGGAGAGAGCUCGAUGAGGUUCUUGAGAGGGACCCUGCUCGGGUCAUGGAGUACUCCCAGGUGGUUGAUGAGCUGAUGCAGAUUCUCAGGGACAUGGACCUCUACAUCGACAAAUGCCAAAAGGACAACGUCAAGGGUUACCUUCAUUCCUGCAACCGGUUGCUUGCCCGUGUUAGGAGGAUGGAGGCUCAGAUUCUCAAUCUCCUCAAAGAGUUUCACGACGACGAGGACCAAGGACCUGGAGGACAGACUUAACUUAGUCUUGUUGUUUAGGGAACAAAUAGGUGCACUUUUUGUUUCCUACAUAUAUAUAUAUAUAUUACUUUUACUUUACUUUCAUGUGGAAUUGAGUUAUGUUUUGGUUCUAAUUAACUUUUCUAUCUAUGGUCGAGAUUAGGAUGGUAAACACUUGUUAUGUUUUCCAUGUGACAGCAAUACGAGAGAUUUCUUCCUUGGUUUCCCAUAAUUCUUAACAUUGAUCCCCUCAUGAUGAUAUGUGUAAAGUCAGUGGUGGACAAAUUACUCAAUUUUCCAUACACGAAUGUUUGUUUCAUAUACACAAUUGCUCUUACUCUUCCA
Molecule: messenger RNA, 1268 nt
Organism: Camelina sativa (false flax)
Lineage: Eukaryota; Viridiplantae; Streptophyta; Magnoliopsida; Brassicales; Brassicaceae
Source: RefSeq, a predicted model, not a curated record